This is a messenger RNA of Macaca mulatta (Rhesus monkey), 3825 nucleotides long. It is a transcript of the gene FEZF1, whose product is annotated as FEZ family zinc finger 1. Gene Ontology annotation, cellular component: nucleus. Gene Ontology annotation, molecular function: DNA-binding transcription factor activity, RNA polymerase II-specific. The record is from RefSeq and is a predicted model, not a curated record. Gene Ontology annotation, biological process: regulation of transcription by RNA polymerase II. Lineage: Eukaryota; Metazoa; Chordata; Mammalia; Primates; Cercopithecidae.
CUCUGUGUGGGACUGCUGAGAAAGUCUGAGGGCAGGCCCACUGUCAGUGAAUUCAAAGAAUUAACUGAACUUGAAUUAAGAGGAGACAGUGGAGGGAAAAAAAAAUAACCUUCCAAAUUAAUUUAAAGUGAGAAGGCAAUCACAUUUUAAAAGGUAGUAAGAUUUCUUAAUGAUGGAUCAAGGCUCUUCUUGGGAUUUUCUCAGCGUGGAUCUUAGAGCCCAACUCUUGAAACAUGCACAAGGCGUGCAGAAUCUGGUCUGGGAGAGGCCUAAGGGCGGGAAGGGAGGAAACAGAACAGCAUCCACUUCCAUCAAGAAUCGGGGGCCGGCCAGUGGCUGAGUGCUUCCUCUUUUACAGUGGCUGUGAAGGCCGGCGGGACGUGGCCACGGGAUAUCGCCCUCUUCGGACAGCCAUGAAGUCUUUUCUUUUAGAGGAGAUGCAGGGUUUGACUGGGAGAACUCGGAAAUGAAAGGACAAAUUGGAGAGUAAAGCCAAAGAAGGGAAGGUAGAAAGGCCUUUCUGUUAAGGUCUUAAACAGGAGAAUCUAGUAAGAAAAGUAUCUUUGGGACCAUCAGGUGACCCCAACUACUCUUAAGCACAGGCCAAAGGGCUUCAAAGGGAGGAUUCUUGGAGGAAAGAGGUCGGCUAAAAAAUUCACGAAAGGUUUUUGGAAGAGAUACUCAGAGAUACUCUUCAGACACUCUUAAAAUUUGACUUGAGAAUGUAUUUUCCAGGAAAGUAAAAAUGACAGGCAAACCUAGUGAAAAGAUGCUCUAGUUCCUCCUUAGGUAUGCCACACCCCCGGGCCUGUUUUCUUUCACCUUGCAUCUAGAUUAAAUGACCCUUCAAUUACACCCCGAGUCGUCAAAGCAAGUCUAUUAGCGAGUGCCUGUUCAAAAACUUUCAUCUAGGAGCUCUCCACCAUCUGUUACGCGGUCUCUUAAACCGAAUCCGGCGCCCCCUCCCGAAACUCUCUGGAGCCUCCCUUGCCAUCUCCCCGCCUUGGGGGGGAUGGAGCCGCCCCAGGACCUGCGGGAAUGCAGAGGAGAAGGGGUGGAGCGCGAUCUCGCUCGGGAUGGGUUGCCGGGCCGGCCGGAGCGGUGGUGGUCCAGAGGCCCGAGGUCGACGGGACCUGAUCGAAGGCAGCGCCGCGUCGACCGACCCCGGGAGCCAGACGCUUGGGAGCCCCAGCACGGCCGCGGCGCCCAGUCACUGAAGUUGCGCCCCAACUCCCAGCCGCCGCCUCCAAGCUUCUGGAGCUACCGUUCCUGGCCCCUCCAAGGGAGUCUCACAGAGCUCGGUGGCCCUCGGCCUUGCCAACGUCGUUUUAACUGUUUGGAACUCGUGAGCGAGAACCGAGAAGUGGAGAGCCCGGCCGGGGAGUUUUCAGCUUUUCUGUUUCACUUCGGGCUGCUUCUUUUCAAAUGGUUCUGCGCUGGCCACCGAAUCCAGAAUGAGGCGGGGCUCCUCUGCCCCUACGCCAGCAGCGGGAACUUGGUUCCCCUGGGCAGCCGGGGACAGGGGGCGCAGAGGCCGCGGCGAUAAUGAAGGCUGAGACAGCCAAGGCCAGCGGGUCGGCGCGGGGCGCUCCCGGGCCGGAGUGGCCAUCGGUCGGAGUUCAGGAGGUCUGUGACAAGCAGGGAACAAGGCAACGGACGGCGCAGCCCAGCCCCGGCUGACGGACGCUGGCGACUCAGACAUGGACAGUAGCUGCCACAACGCGACUACCAAAAUGUUAGCGACUGCUCCAGCUCGGGGCAACAUGAUGAGCACGUCCAAACCCUUGGCUUUCUCCAUUGAACGAAUCAUGGCGCGCACCCCCGAGCCCAAGGCCCUGCCAGUCCCCCACUUCCUGCAGGGAGCCUUACCCAAGGGGGAACCCAAGCACUCUCUGCAUCUCAACUCGUCGAUUCCCUGCAUGAUCCCUUUCGUGCCUGUGGCGUACGACACGAGCCCCAAGGCAGGAGUGACGAGUUCCGAGCAGCGGAAGGCCAGUCUGGAGGCCCCGGCUGCGCCCGCGGCGGUGCCCUCGGCGCCGGCAUUCAGCUGCAACGACCUGCUCAACUGCGCACUGAGUCUCAAGGGCGACCUGGCCCGCGACGCGCUGCCGCUGCAGCAGUACAAGCUGGUAAGGCCGCGUGUGGUCAACCACUCUUCAUUCCACGCCAUGGGCGCCUUGUGCUACCUGAACCGAGGUGACGGCCCGUGCCACCCGGCAGCCGGCGUGAACAUCCACCCGGUGGCCUCCUACUUCCUCAGUUCCCCUUUGCACCCGCAGCCAAAAACGUAUUUAGCCGAAAGGAAUAAACUGGUGGUCCCGGCGGUGGAGAAAUACCCUUCUGGAGUAGCGUUCAAAGACCUGUCCCAGGCUCAGCUGCAGCAUUACAUGAAAGAAAGCGCCCAGCUUCUGUCGGAAAAAAUCGCGUUCAAAACCUCGGACUUCAGCCGAAGCUCUCCUAAUGCCAAGCCCAAAGUUUUCACUUGCGAAGUGUGUGGAAAGGUCUUUAAUGCGCACUAUAACUUAACCCGUCACAUGCCAGUGCACACAGGAGCCAGACCCUUCGUUUGCAAAGUGUGCGGAAAAGGUUUCAGGCAAGCAAGCACCCUGUGCAGGCACAAGAUCAUUCACACGCAGGAAAAACCUCACAAAUGUAACCAGUGUGGCAAAGCAUUUAAUAGAAGUUCCACUUUAAACACUCAUACCCGAAUACAUGCGGGCUACAAACCGUUUGUGUGUGAAUUCUGUGGCAAAGGGUUUCAUCAAAAAGGGAAUUACAAAAACCACAAGUUGACCCACAGCGGGGAGAAGCAGUUCAAGUGCAAUAUCUGCAACAAGGCUUUCCACCAGGUUUACAACCUCACUUUCCACAUGCACACCCACAACGACAAGAAGCCUUUCACCUGCCCCACGUGCGGCAAGGGUUUCUGCAGGAACUUUGACCUCAAGAAGCAUGUCCGCAAGCUGCACGACAGCAGCCUGGGGCUGGCCCGCACGCCAGCUGGCGAACCAGGCACUGAACCGCCGCUCCCGCUACAGCAGCAGCCGCCGGUGACGCUGCCUCCUCUGCAGGCGCCGCUGCCAACUCCGGGGCCCCUGCAGCCCGGGCUCCACCAGGGCCACCAGUGAUCGAGGCCAGGGUUCCUUCCAGCCUCGGCCGGGCCCCCACGCUGAGGCAGCGGCAGACUAGAGCUCUUGGUCCGAGUUCGUCUGCAGACCCCGGGGCAUGUUGGGCCCCACACUUUAGGGCCAAACAGAGGCCUCUGCAUCCCUUGGCCUUUCACCUCUUGCAUGCACCUGCUAAAUGGUUUUGUGUAUUAUAUUCUAUAUAGGCACUAACAAUUAUGAAAAACUUGGAGGGCUUUGUUUGUUUUCUGUUUUUCUUUCUUUUUUUUUAAUUUGGAAAGACUUUUCAUCUUGGGUGAAGAGAUGGUGUUUGUUUUGUUUUGUUUUGUUUUGUUUAAACAAAUUUCUGCUAUAUUUAUUGAGAUCUGUAUUAUUCUACCCGGGAAUGCUGCAUCAUUUUAAUUUUAUUAUUGUAUAUAUUUCCAUUGUGUUGAUUCUCCCGUCUCAAGAUGUCUGCAGGAUGUUUAUCAUUUCCUUCUUUCCUGAAGUAACGAAACACUGUGUGUAUGUCAUAUAUACACGCAUAGAUGUGUGCGCCCAUAGGGGUAUAUUCCACAUUCGUGAGCACACACACAUACACAUUAGAUAAGAGUGGUUCAUUAUGGAUGAUUUUGAAUUUUGGUUUUGAUUAUUGCACGUGAAAAUUGAUUCAUUGACUGUUGGAAAUAAAUACUUGGAACAUGCUUAUUUAAUCAACGAA